Molecule: messenger RNA, 3580 nt
Organism: Hyaena hyaena (striped hyena)
Lineage: Eukaryota; Metazoa; Chordata; Mammalia; Carnivora; Hyaenidae
Gene: CDR2L
Product: cerebellar degeneration related protein 2 like
Exons: 5
Coding region: 402-1796 (464 amino acids)
Source: RefSeq, a predicted model, not a curated record
GUCGCCUGGCGGGCCUGGGGCAGCGCGGGCCGAAGCCGGGCAGGGGGCGCCCGCCGCGGCCCGCGUGCACUCCUAGCGCCCCAGACGUGCCGGCUGACCCCAGCCCUCCUUGCCGCCUUCCGGCCCGCCGCCCCCGCCCCUCCACCCUUUGUGCCGCCGUCGCCCGGUGCCCCCGACUCCGCAGGACCCCGGCCGGGCCGGACCGCGGCGGCGCGCCAGCCCCGCGUGGGCGCCCGGUCGGCGGCCGAUGGCGAAGGGGCGCGGCGCGGGCGGGGGCACUGCAGCCCGAGUCCGCGACGCGGGAGGCCCGGCCCGCCUCCGCCGCAUUGUCCCGGGCCCCGCGCCCCGGCCCUGAGCCGCGCCGCCGCAGCGCCCGCCUGCCGCCCGCCGCCCGCGGGGCCAUGCGGAGAGCCGCCAGGAUGGAAGACUUCACCACAGAGGAAGAGGAGCCCUGGUACGACCAGCAGGACCUGGAACAGGACUUGCACUUGGCCGCAGAGCUGGGGAAGACCCUGCUGGAGAGGAACAAGGAGCUGGAGGAGUCUCUGCAGCAGAUGUACUCCACCAACGAGGAGCAAGUGCAGGAGAUCGAGUACCUAACCAAGCAGCUGGACACGCUGCGGCACAUGAAUGAGCAGCAUGCCAAAGUGUACGAACAGCUGGACCUGACAGCCCGCGACCUGGAACUGACCAACCAGAAGCUGGUGCUGGAGAGUAAGGCUGCCCAGCAGAAGAUCCAUGGGCUGACAGAGACCAUUGAGCGCCUGCAGGCCCAGGUGGAGGAGCUUCAGGCCCAAGUGGAGCAGCUGCGGGGCCUGGAGCAGCUGCGAGUGCGCCGGGAGAAGCGGGAACGCAGGCGCACCAUCCACACCUUCCCCUGUCUCAAGGAGCUGUGCACCAGCCCCCGGUGCGAGGAUGCCUUCCGCCUGCACAGCUCCUCCUUGGAGCUAGGCCCGCGGCCCCUGGAGGAGAACGAGCGGCUGCAGACGUUGGUGGGCGUGCUGCGUUCCCAGGUGAGCCAGGAGCGGCAGCGCAAGGAGCGGGCGGAGCGGGAGUACGCGGCGGUGCUGCAGGAGUACGCGGAGCUGGAGCGGCAGCUGUGCGACCUGGAGGCCUGCCGCCUCCGCGUGCAGGAGCUGGAGGCCGAGCUGCUGGAGCUGCAGCAGAUGAAGCAGGCGAAGACCUACCUGCUGGGCCGGGAGGACCACCUGGCCGAGGCCCUGCUCGCGCCCCUCACCCAGGCCCCGGAGGCCGAUGACCCCCAGCCCGGCAGCGGGGACGACUCGGCCGCCCAGGACGGCGUCUCCUCCCCGGCCGCCUCCCCGGGCCACGCCGUGCGCAAGAGCUGCAGCGACACCGCGCUCAACGCCAUCGUGGCCAAAGACCCGGCCAGCCGGCACGCGGGCAACCUGACGCUGCAUGCCAACAGCGUGCGCAAGCGGGGCAUGUCCAUCCUGCGCGAGGUGGACGAGCAGUACCACGCGCUGCUCGAGAAGUACGAGGAGCUGCUGAGCAAGUGCCGGCAGCAAGGCGCGGGCGUGCGGCACGCGGGCGUGCAGACCUCGCGGCCCAUCUCGCGAGACAGCUCGUGGAGAGACCUUCGCGGGGGCGAGGAGGGCCAGGGGGAGGCCAGGGCAGGUGAGAAGAGCCUGAGCCAGCACGUGGAGGCUGUGGACAAGCGGCUGGAGCAGAGCCAGCCUGAGUACAAGGCGCUCUUCAAAGAGAUCUUCUCCAGGAUCCAGAAGACCAAGGCCGACAUCAAUGCCACCAAAGUGAAGACGCACAGCAGCAAGUGACCCUUUCCCCCCGCCUGCAGCCUCCCCCGAGGGUCAAACCACGCCCCCCCUUGCAGCCUCUGGUGAGUGGGGGAACCCUUUAGCAGCAAUAUAGCCCAGGGGAGGCUGCUGCCUGGCCCAGGGAGCGCGUGGGGGACCCAGCCUGUUCUCUGCUGACUUGGGAGGUGUUCGACACCUCCCAGAUCGCCCAGAAGCCUCCAGCAUCCUGCGUCAGCCCAAAGACGCAGCUAAGAGUUUCAAAGCCAAACAUCCCCACCCCCACCCCCACCCCCGGGGAUUCCCAGCUCCCCAGCCCUUGGCUUCCUGACCCUGGGCCUUGCUCUCAGAUUCUUGGCCAGGCUUCUGAAAGCCAUUCUGGACCACUUGGCUUUUUCUUUUUCCUUUCAAAGUUGUUGUUUGCUUGUUUGUUUUUAGAGAUUUGCAAUGCAAGGUCUCCCUGACCCCUUGCCACAACUGGAAACACUUGAAGGGGGAUCCCAGAGCCAGCCGUUGCGGGUUCCAGGGGUCUCCUGGACCACCCACUGCUUCUCCCCAGCUGUGACACGCUGUCAUUCCCUUAGCACCAGCUGCCCUCCUCCCCCCAGAGUCCUGACCGGGUCAGAGACGGCUCCUGCCACACAGAGCCUCUGCCAGGCCCCGAGUGCCCCCACUCCAGCCCUGGUGAGCCAGGCUUUCCCCUGGAGACCCUCAGCCCACUGCAGAUCUGUAGCCAAUCAGAGGAGGGGAACAGAGAGCCCCUCGGCAGCCAUACAUGAACAGUGCACCCUGCCUCCCCCACAGCCAGCCUCCUCGGGCUCCGGCCCUGGAAAUGCCUUCUGGCCAUUAAGCCUUCCAGGAGUCUGGGCGGCGGGGAGCCCCCAUGUCUGCACGCCACCUCUGACCUGCCGAGCUUGGCCUCUGCCUGCCCCCAUCUCAGGGACCAUGACGUGUCUCACUCACUCCCAUGCUCCCCACAGGCCGACCCCUCCUCAGAUCAUGCCUGCUGCCCCCAGAAUGUCCCAGGUGUGUGCCACCAGCCAGUGGUCCUGGCAUCCGCCCCUGCCCCCCCCUUCAUGGGGGACUCCCCAAGAUUUCCCACCCUGUACUGAGCAGUGUUGAAAUGGGACCUGGUGGGGAACGUGUCUCCUCCCUCCCAUAAAAUGCUGGUUCUUAACCUCCCACCUUUGUGGGGGCCUUUUGAGGACCCAGCUGGGUCACGGGCUAAACCUUUUGUUAAGGCUUCAGAAAGUCCAGCUUCAGCUAAGAGAUGUCCAGGCCUCCACCUUGCCCUGAGCAGUUCCUCGCGGCUCCCAGUCCCUUCUGCCACCCAUCCUGAGAUCCCAGAAAAUAGAGGAGCUCCAUAGCCCGGCGGAAGGCGGCAGCCGUGGCCUCUGUGCUGGGAAUCCAGCAGGGACCUUCAUGCCUUAUCUGUUUCUAAAGGGGUUUUCGUAACAAGCGUGCCCGACCUCCCUGGAGGCGCCACCCUGCUCUCUGGGCAUCACUGUGAUGAGCGCUGUCGGCUGGUCCUUCCGUUCACACAUCUUGGAGCCCUUUGUCCUUUGGAGCUGGGCAGCUCCCAGCCCUCCAUGUGUCUCUGUUAUCUAGGGUGGAAGGGGUGGGGGGGGAGGGCUCCUGCCUGUUUGCUCCCCAUUUCUGUAGCGGCCGACCAGCGUCACCUUUGAAGUAUACAUGAGAGAAAUAUAUUUACAAAUGCUUUAUUCUCUUCUUUAAUAAAAAAUGCACCAGUAUUCUAAAAGCAGAAAUGGCCCUGGAGCCAUGGUCCUGUCUCUGUGCACCUCAAACAC